This is a messenger RNA of Echinops telfairi (small Madagascar hedgehog), 2456 nucleotides long. RefSeq names its product F2R like trypsin receptor 1 (gene F2RL1). The record is from RefSeq and is a predicted model, not a curated record. The coding region runs from base 77 to 1114 and encodes 345 amino acids. Gene Ontology annotation, biological process: blood coagulation; phospholipase C-activating G protein-coupled receptor signaling pathway; thrombin-activated receptor signaling pathway. Lineage: Eukaryota; Metazoa; Chordata; Mammalia; Afrosoricida; Tenrecidae. Gene Ontology annotation, cellular component: membrane. The transcript has a single exon. Gene Ontology annotation, molecular function: thrombin-activated receptor activity.
CCAUCAAAACUCUAAAGGAAGAAGUCUUAUUGGUCGGAGUAAUGGCUCAUCUCCUGUCAUUGGAAAAGGACCUGGCAUGACCGUGGAUCCAGGCUUUUCUGUGGAUGCCUUCUCCACCUCUGUCCUCACGGGAAAACUCACGACCGUCUUCCUCCCAGUCGUCUACACCAUUGUCUUUGUGGUUGGCUUGCCGAGCAAUGGCAUGGCCCUGUGGGUCUUUCUUUUCCGGACACAGAAGAAGCACCCCGCCAUGAUUUACAUGGCCAACCUGGCCUUGGCUGACCUCCUCUCCGUCAUCUGGUUCCCCUUGAAGAUCGCCUACCACGUCCAUGGCAACAACUGGGUUUAUGGGGAAGGUCUCUGCAAGGUGCUGAUUGGCUUUUUCUAUGGGAACAUGUACUGCUCCAUCCUCUUCAUGACCUGCCUCAGUGUGCAGAGGUACUGGGUCAUCGUGAACCCCAUGGGGCACACCAGGAGGAAGGCCACCAUCGCUGUCGGUGUCUCCCUGGGAAUCUGGCUCUUGAUUAUGCUGGUCACCAUCCCCUUGUAUGCUGUAAAGCAGACCAUCCGCAUUCCAGCCCUGAACAUCACCACCUGCCAUGAUGUCUUGCCCGAGGAUGUGUUGGUGGGUGACAUGUUCAAUUAUUUUCUCUCUUUGGCCAUUGGCGUCUUCCUGUUCCCCGCCUUCCUCACCGCCUCUGCGUACGUGCUGAUGAUCCGGGUGCUGCGGUCGUCUGCCAUGGACAGAAACUCGGGGAAGAAGAGGCAGAAGGCCAUCAAGCUCAUUGUCACCGUCCUGGCCAUGUACCUGAUCUGCUUCACGCCUAGCAACCUCCUGCUCGUCGUGCACUAUUUUCUGAUCAAAAGCCAGGGCCAGAGCCACGUCUACGCCCUUUACAUCGCCGCCCUCUGCCUCUCCACCCUCAACAGCUGCAUCGACCCCUUUGUCUAUUACUUUAUCUCCAAGGAUUUCCGGGAUCACGCGAAGAAUGCGCUGCGCUGUCGAAGUGUCCGCGCUGUAAAGCAGAUGCAAGUGUCUCUUACCUCGAAGAAGUUCUCCAGGAAGUCCAGCUCCUACUCGACAAGUUCAACCAGCGUGAAAACCUCCUACUGAGUUGUCCACGCCGCCCACGAGGGAAGCUUUGCAAUCACCUCAGGUCGACAUCAUGUUCUGGGUGUGUUCUGUUAUCAUUUCCUAACAGAGUGUGGCCCACCACAUGCCUCCCGGUGUUGCUAGAAGCUUCCCUGUUUGCAUGAGAUGUCGUCAGUUUGAGAAUUCCUCGAUGCAGAUGUUUCCAGAAACUGAAGUGCUGUCGGAAGUGGAUGCUUCAGACGGGGGCAGAAAGAGAAUCCUUUUUACUUGGGAAAACUGCUCAUGGCUUGAGGAUGAAUUUCUUAGCUGCAGCGCCAUUUCCUUUAUAUCCGGGGUCCAGUCUAGCCUUAUUAGGACUUACGGGCCAGGUGUCAAGGAUUAAUAGACCAAUUAAGUGAUUUUCCAGAUGAGCAAACUAAAAGGUGACCUGCUCGGAGGCAAGUUUCCAACGCUUAGCAAUGAGUCAGGGCGGAGCGGGAGAAGUCAGUGUUGAGGUGGUUCGUCUAACACUGUUGACAUCAUGGUCUUACUCAAAAAACAAAGCUGCUGUGCAGCCGAGACCGCCACAGGGUCUUCAAGGCUACGACCCUUUGGAAGCGAUGGCCAGGCCUCAGGGGGACGGAACUGCCAACCUCUCUGGGAGUAGUCAUGCACCUGACUGUCUGCGGAGCUCAGGGACGCCACCAUCCUCGUGGGGCUCCUGUCAACACGAAGGCCCUGGAGCCUCCUGAUCCCACUUCCCUCUGGACACCGGCCCACGAAUCUGCAGUUUCGCCAGGCUCUGUGUGAAGCUUCUGUCCGAGCACCGGGCACUGAGGACCCCUGGGAGUGUGUCUUCCACUAGACGAGAAGCCAGCAGCGUGCUCCCCGGCUGCUUCACUGGUCAGCUCUGAGGGACCUUCUUGACUUAGGGGACUUCUGUUUCCCGUUGAUCCUUCAGGUGCUGUUGUGUACCGCUAUUUCACGUCUCGGGAAAUGCAAGUGCAGGCCCAGGUUUCCUGUCACGUGUAUUCCCAGCGGUGGAAUCUGCCGCCUCGUCUGCGCUGUCCAGAGUGUUGACAUUAAGAAUAACAUUGACCAUUUAAUUUUUAAAAAUUUUUUAAUCAUAGUUGGGUUAUUUAUUAACAAUAUUUGUUCACCGGUUAUUAAAUAUGAAAUUAUAGAAGGCUUCCCUGGCUUUAAGCCCCUCCCCAUAUGUUUGGAAGACAGCCCCAAAGUAGGUGUGGUCUAUAACAUGCUGAAUAGAGCGCUUGACUCGAGAUGACCUGUGCACAAAUGUGGGACGUUUUAAAAGCACUGUUUUAUAGAUUGUAUAUGGGAUUGGUUUAUAAAAUAACACCUGCCUUUGUUUUUUUACAAAUGA